Molecule: messenger RNA, 1218 nt
Organism: Myotis myotis
Lineage: Eukaryota; Metazoa; Chordata; Mammalia; Chiroptera; Vespertilionidae
Product: fetuin-B-like
Exons: 7
Coding region: 1-1218 (405 amino acids)
Biological process (GO): binding of sperm to zona pellucida; negative regulation of endopeptidase activity
Cellular component (GO): extracellular region
Molecular function (GO): cysteine-type endopeptidase inhibitor activity; metalloendopeptidase inhibitor activity
Source: RefSeq, a predicted model, not a curated record
AUGGGUCUACUCCUACUCCUGGUGCUCUGCACCUUGGCCAUGAGCUGCACCACUACAUCUGUGCCCCUGAAGGUCCCCAGCCACUUGCCUUUCCUCCUUCGUGGCUGCAAUGAUGCAGAUAUGCUGGCUAUGGCGGCAUCUGUCCUGCAGGACAUCAAUAACUACCUAAAGGAAGGCUAUGUGCUGAGCCUCAACCGAGUGAGCGCUGUCCAAGAACACAGACAGGAUGGUCUGGGAUCUCUGUUCUAUUUCACACUGGACGUACUGCAUACUACCUGCCAUGUGCUCAGCAAGAAGCUGUGGAGGGACUGUGAGGAGAGGCACCUGCAUGAACAGGUGUAUGGCAAAUGCAAAGCAUUAUAUUAUGUGAACAUGCCACUAAGAAUUCUUUAUUUACCUGCUUAUAACUGUACUCUUCGCCCAGUUUCUCGAGGAAAGAUUCAGAAUAUGUGUCCUGACUGCCCCAUCCCCGCUAACUUGUCAGAUCCCAAAGUUUUGGAAACUGCCACAGAGACACUUGCAAGUUUCAACAAGGACAGUGAAUCAGGGCAAUAUUCUCUUGUCAAAGUCACCCGGGCUUCUAGCCAGUGGGUGUUUGGCCCCUUCUACUUUGUGGAAUAUUUAAUCAAAGAGUCACCAUGUAUCAAAACUGAAGCCAGCAGUUGUGGAUAUCAGCCCACUCACUAUGGGCCUGUUGGUAUUUGCAGAGGUACUCUGCAUCGAAGAUUUGAAGUAAAGCUUGUCAAUAUAAAUUGUGACUUCUUUCAAUCACAGCUGGCUCCCCUUGAAACAUUCCAUCAGAAAGGCAUAGAACAGCUUAGCCUGGUACCAGCCACAGAAGAGAUUUCCCUAGAGAACAUUCCCUUAUUGAAAGCAUUUUUAUUUCAGGCUCUCACCCCUAGAAGGAGAAAAUUCUCUGUUUACCAGAGAAACAAAAAACCUACACACUCAACCUCCAAAGAUGUGCUAAGCGGAUCUGUCCAGUACCUUCCUGAGCUGGAUGAUGAAGAAUCUCAGGAAACGGAUCCUGCUGAGGCCUUCCCUGUGCACCUGGAUCUAACCACAAAUCCCCAGGGAGAACCGCUCAAUGUUUCCUUCCUCUUCCAUGGGCCUAUGAUUAAGAAGCUGUUUGUCCUACCUUUCCCCAAAGAAGAACAACGCUCUGCUGAGUGUCCUGGAAAAGCCUCCAUGAGCAACCCUAUUCUUCUCCCACCAUGA